AUGGCGCCUUUCGGGACGUCGGUUCCGCGCUUCUACUCAGGUGACUUCCCUUUGCCUCCGUCGCCCCUGAGCUUCUUCGGGCCAAGGAUAGCGACCGGCGCGACUUCCGUCGCUGCCAGCCACAAUGCGUCUGUGGCGGACACGCCGGAUGCCUGCGCGACGCCGGCGCAGGAGAUGCAGGAGGUGUUGGAGGAGCCAGAGGAGCAGGAAUCAGGCUCAAGCAGCGAGGCCUCCCCACCAAAUCCGAUGAGUCAGAGCCCCUGCUCCUCGCAAGGUGCGGAGUCUUCUCCCCGCGUGCGUAUUUCGAGGAGAUCUGGUGUUCGGCAGCGAGCGGAUGCCGGGAGGGCCCUUGCACCAUCAACGGAGAAGGCACCUCCCCGGGCCGAGUCGCCUGUGGUUCGAGCCACCCGCAGCGAGCGGUCGGCCACGAAAUCUCGGAAGGUUGUCUGGAGAUGA
Symbiodinium necroappetens is the source of this 456-nucleotide messenger RNA. The record is from the annotation of a GenBank genome assembly. NCBI's taxonomy places the organism in Eukaryota, Dinophyceae, Suessiales, Symbiodiniaceae.